Dalotia coriaria is the source of this 2708-nucleotide messenger RNA. RefSeq lists its product as uncharacterized. The transcript has a single exon. The coding region runs from base 152 to 2590 and encodes 812 amino acids. The record is from RefSeq and is a predicted model, not a curated record. Lineage: Eukaryota; Metazoa; Arthropoda; Insecta; Coleoptera; Staphylinidae.
CCUCUAUUUUCGAUUUUCAAAUGUUAAAACAAUAAAUCUCCACGAAACAAACCCCAACAAUCAAAUUUCGACAGUUCCAAACAUGUCUCCCAUGUAAAACUCUCAAAAAACCAUAAAAUUCUUGUCCCCGCGAUAAAAAUUAAAUGUGCACAUGAUAAAAAUGAUGCAAUUUAGUUGUGCGUACCGUAAACGUAAACAUUACAUCAAAAACUUCCAAGUGCCACCAUUUUCCGAAGCAAAACUCCAACUUGGUCAUGCACUCGCGCAGGUUUUACUGGACGAUUGUCCUGAAUCGCUCAAAGAUGAAAUGCACCUCUCUACACCCCUCCAAGGCCCCGGCGAAAACCUCUGGCUAUCACCAAGUGAUCUCCUCAUUGACAAAGUAGUCCUACGUCCUCCCCUAACAGCAAAACACGUCAAAGCCCUCACACAUGAAGGUAUUCUCAACAUCGGCGAAGAAAUCGAAGCGCAAUGGCUCGCAGCUGUUGAACUAGAAAAACGCCUCGCAUUACAAAACCUUGAAGAACUACUCCUCAUGCUUGCAGAACGUGAUAAAGAACGUGCUGUGGGUCAAGCACUGCGCAACUGCGAGAAACAAUUCAGAAACUACAUGGAUCAAGUGAAUAAAGAAUUCGAAGCGCUUCUUAUUAGUGAAUUAGCUGAUCUGGAAGCAACUCUACGUGAAUACUAUGAGAAUCUCAUCGAGGAACAGAUUAAGGUGUGUCACGAAGCACAGGAACAGUAUCUUGAGGAUCAAAUCCAGUUUGCUGUGGAUGCUGUUGUUGCGGAACUCAGCGAGAAGUUCAUGAAUGACCUGAGACAACAAGAAAGAGAUUUAGAAGACAUGUACAGAGCUAAAUUAGCAGGGCAACACGAGCGACAUCUACAAGCACUGGAAAAUCAAGAGGAUGUGUUUACUGUUGUGAUGAAACAACUUAAACAUAACCUACAAUGUAACAACAUAGCUAGUUUAAUGUAUGUGUUGUGCAUGGAGAGAAAAAAGUGUAUUCAAGAGAAAGAUUUACUCACAAAUGGCACAAUAGAUAGGUUAAAAGAGCUGGAAAGUGAGGCUAGACAUAACCAUGCUGAAAUUAUUAAAUUAAAACGUGAAUUACAACUUAGUCAACGUAAACUGUCAAUAAGAGAGUGUUGUCUUCUCGGGGUGAUAAAACAGUUCCAGAAGUUUAUUAAUUACGCGUUGAGAGCUGUACCAACACAAGCUGAGUUUCUUUUAAGUGUUGAAAAGAUGAUGACGCUGGAAAUCACGCAGGCGUUGUUAAAAUCACCGAAAAAAGAUGGCCGACCCGCACGGAUGAUUAUGCCAUGGCGGAAAGUCUCACAGGAAUCGUCAACUGAACCUCCACCGAUGCAUAAAGAUAAUACUUGCAUGAAUGAACCGGAUCCACCGACACCGAAAGAAGGUGAUGAGGAAUUAUAUGCUAUGACAUAUGCGAAUAGAGUAUACGUACGUGAAGAUUUUCGAAAUUGUUUAACGCAGGAAGAUUGUCCUCUGAAGCGAUCAUCGAAUGCACUCUGGAGUAAAAGUGUCGCUGAUCUUAUAACAUUGAUACAAGACGUGAAUGAACGCGAAACAGCCGCCAUUUCACGUGAAUCUGAUCAUGGUGAGCGUGAAUACAGCGGCCAUGUUGGACAAAUAAGUACUGAACAAGUCAGUAGUGUGGCUUUUGUCAGGCAUAUAAUUGAAACAGAAUAUGACGGUUUACGCACGACGAAUGAAUCGGUUUUAUUGCCAAAGUCUUUUCUAACCCCACAUUCACAAACGUCCGCGCCUAGUUCACUCACGCCAUCUGGUGUCGCGCUACUAGCAACUACUGAUUCAGUCAUGUUAAUGAAAGAAAAACUCGGCACAUCUUUGUUGUUAUCCACGGAAGACCCGGAUGAAAUUGAAAUUAACCUAAUUCCUGCACCUUCCACCGCAACGAUAAAAAUAAACAAGUUAGGCCCGCGCAGAAUCACAAAAUAUCCGAGUGAAUUAUUGAAAGGUACUUACUCGGAAGUGACGUUGAAGUUGACCAAACUGGCAAAGACACAGAAUAAAACCAAAGCAAGAACAUCGGCGUCUCGAUGCUCGAAACCAAAAAAUUCCCAAGAUAGGAAGUUAUCCUGUAAAGGUAUGUUGUCAACAAUCAGUCAACACGUUGAUUCCAUGGAGUUGAUCACCACACGCAGUGGAAAACUGAAGAAAUCGCUGAAUGUCGUCACACCGAUCGAUACAGUCGACGAGGAAUUCCCCACGCAGCAGGUUAUGAUCGAUCCGCCAUCGGAAAUCAGUCGGGACUUUCCGGAAAUCAACUUUGAGCGCGUGGCGAAGGUUUUCGAAGAGGUUUACAAGCCGUCCAAGCCAUGGAGCAUCUACAAAAAGAAAUCAUCAGUAAUCAAAGUUGAAUCCGUCACAGAACAACCGAUAAAUUACCUUAAACAAGAAAACCUCGCUAGUAUCAUCGGACAAGAUUCAAAAGAGGUUAACAACAACAGUGAAGACUUUACAAUGCACCGGAUACACUCGAUAAUGGACGUUUUGAAACAAGACGACAGUCUUUUACGGAUAUUCACGAAAUGUGCGCAGUAGUAACACAAAUGACAAAAUAGUCUCGCUUGCUUAUAGUUAAAUUAGGUUUCUUACAUAUUUAUACAUAUUGUUUGUAUAUAUAUAUCGUCAUUUGUUUAAUAAAUUAACGCUAAAUCUU